Molecule: messenger RNA, 999 nt
Organism: Phycomyces blakesleeanus NRRL 1555(-)
Lineage: Eukaryota; Fungi; Mucoromycota; Mucoromycetes; Mucorales; Phycomycetaceae
Product: Serine/Threonine kinase CK1
Exons: 5
Coding region: 1-999 (332 amino acids)
Biological process (GO): signal transduction; endocytosis; peptidyl-serine phosphorylation
Cellular component (GO): nucleus; cytoplasm
Molecular function (GO): protein serine/threonine kinase activity; ATP binding
Source: RefSeq, a predicted model, not a curated record
AUGAACAAUCAUCCUCCUGCACAAAGUACAAGCUCAUUGUCGACAUCAACAUCAUCUACGAACAUUGUCGGAGUGCACUACCGAGUUGGCAAAAAGGUCGGCGAAGGCAGCUUUGGUGUUCUAUAUGAAGGUCUCAAUCUACUCAAUAACCAAUCGGUGGCAAUCAAAUUCGAACCUCGGAAAUCAGAAGCACCCCAGCUAAGAGAUGAAUACAGAACAUACAAGAUCUUGUCCGGUUUACCCGGUGUUCCGAGUGCAUAUUACUUCGGCCAGGAAGGUCUUCACAAUAUUCUAGUCAUCGAUCUUCUCGGUCCUAGUCUCGAAGACUUAUUUGACAUGUGCGGUCGUAAAUUUUCUACAAAGACAGUGGCCAUGCUUGCCAAACAAAUGUUGUACAGAGUAGAGAGUGUCCACGAGCGCCAUCUGAUCUACCGGGACAUCAAACCCGACAAUUUCUUGAUUGGUCGACCGGGAUCCAAAUAUGCAAACACUGUGUUUAUGAUUGAUUAUGGCAUGGCAAAGCAGUACAGAGACCCCAAAACAAGACAGCACAUUCCCUACCGAGAACGCAAGAGUCUCUCGGGAACUGCCCGUUACAUGAGCAUCAAUACCCAUCUUGGCAGAGAGCAGUCAAGGCGAGAUGAUCUCGAGUCCCUCGGCCAUGUGUUCAUGUACUUCUUGAGAGGGUCCCUUCCAUGGCAAGGACUCAAGGCAGCCACCAAUAAGCAAAAGUAUGAGAAAAUUGGAGAAAAGAAGCAGACGACUGCUGUAAAGGAUCUUUGCGACCACUUUCCAGAGGAAUUUGGUAUCUACCUCCAUUAUGUUCGCAAACUUGGAUUUGAGGAGAGUCCGGAUUAUGAUUUUCUUCGUGAGUUAUUCAACAAGGUACUUCGUCGUCUGGGAGAAACAGACGAUGCAGUAUAUGACUGGAUGCUCCUAAACAAUGGCAAGGGAUGGGAGGUAAAUAAAUACACUAAUUCUAAUACUUUUCUGCAAUAG